AUGGCUAGCUCUCAAGGCAAGUGGAUGGCCUCCUCCGUCACGGAGGAGAACAUCAAGGAGCUGCGGGAGGCGCGCCGAUCCACUACUAAUGAGGAUGCUAGUCCCGGCGCCAUACCAGGCGCCGGUAAAGAAGGGCAAGAAGAAGAAGAGAGGGAGGGCGCUUCGGACGAAGUGUCCGGAGAAGCUGAUGCCCAGUCCUCCCAGGAGGGCGACGACGAUGACGAUGAGGAAGAGGAAGAGGAAGAGCUUCCCCGCAAGCGCAAGAAGAGGGCGGCCUACGAAGACCUGGAGGCCGAAGCGUCUAAAAGGGACAAGAUUACCCUCUCCGACGACUCGGAGUUAGACGCAGAAGCCAUCCCGAAGCACCAUCACCGGGCCAAGCCCCAUCCCGACUCCCCGGCCCACGAUUUCCCCCAGCCAUCCUCAUCCUCGGGGGAUCUGCCAUCGGAGAUGAUGGAGAAUAGUGCCGCCGCGAUCGAAACCCUCAGGGGUGAGCUUGCCCAAGCCAAGGAGCAAGCUAGGGUAAGCAAGGCGGCCGCUGAUAAAGCGGCGACAGACUUGACGGCCGAACAGGCCGUCCGGCACCGUUUUGAAGAACGGGUGACCGAGGUGGAGCAGAAGCUCAAGGACAUCGCCCGCAAGUGCGAGUCCUUAGAAGAGGAAAAUAAGGCGGAGGGGAUCAAACUCGCCAAGGCCCUUCAAGAUGCCAAGGAGGCGCGGUCUGAAUCCCGUGCAGCGCGCGAGGAAAUCCGUCAAGCCAGACAGAUAGCGGCUGAGAGUACCAUAGUUACCAAGGCCAUUUUACCUGCCAGGGGUCUAAGGCUAAGGGAGAAAGCUCUAUACAGGUUCUUGAGUGAAGUUGUAGUAUACAAAAAUCCUUUGUACUUCCCUGCCGUACGUCUGCGCCGCUUUCGCCUGAGCGAGAAAGGUUCCUUGAAAGGAAUGGACUUCGACUAUCUGUACAAAACCGGGCUCGGAGAAGGUCCUUCUGAAGAAAAAUGGAAAUUUGGGAAAGCCAGGACGGUGAAGAAAGCUCAGUACAAGAAAGAGUGCUUUCUGAAGCAAAAUGUUCUGAAGCUAUCACCUGAUGAACUUGUUGCUCUGCAAUCAGAAAUCAAGAAACUCGGUGAUGAAUUUGAUGCAUACCGUGCAGAAUGGCUGGGAGCCAAAGUCAGAUUCGUCAGGAUGACGAAGGGAUUUACAUCCAAUGUUGCUGCUCCAACGCACAUUGAAAUUCCUCACGCUGAAGCAUCUACCCAGCCUACUGAAGAACAUGCCAACACCGCUGAUGAUGAUCAGGUUGCUGAUGAAAAUGAGAGUACCAGGGUUGAUGAAGCUAUUCCAGCCGCGGAUGAAAUUGCCAGGGCAACCACUAGUGUUGCGCCUGAGGAUCAAGCAAAGCCAGCUGAAGCAUCUGCUGCUGUGCCUGAAGACACUGAACAAGCCAGGGCAACUGCAUCAGUUGCACCUGAGCAAACUGCACCAAUUUCCUCUGCUCCUCCCGCACCAACACCAAGUCCUAUUCUUCCUUCUGCAUCAGAAGCAAAAACAAAGGCCGCGGAGCGAGCAGCUGUGAAGAAAAGGAAAGCAUCUGCCACCUCAGAGUCCUCUGUACCAAAGAAAAUGAAGACUUUGACGAGCUCUUAUGACAAUACUAUAGAUGUUGUUCCUGUUUCAAGCAUGCCAUCAAAAGAGAUAGUUCCCUUUGGUGAGGAUUAUCAAAUCCCAAGUGGAUCAGAUGAAGAAGCUCCUUCUACUGCUUCGUUAGAGUAG
Messenger RNA from Aegilops tauschii subsp. strangulata, 1773 nucleotides. The record is from RefSeq and is a predicted model, not a curated record. Lineage: Eukaryota; Viridiplantae; Streptophyta; Magnoliopsida; Poales; Poaceae.